UUUAUUUUUGUCAGAAUUUGUCUCUGUUGGUGGUUACGGAGGUGGUUAUUAUAGUUUUAUUAAAACAUAUGUGGUGUUAGAAGAUAUUAAUUGUAUUCUGAAUUUGCAUAGUUCAGUGCUAUUUCAAUAUUCUAACGGUAUAUUGUAUUUUUAGUUAUAUUUUUAGUUUACUUCGUUCUCGUGUCGUCUUGUUUAUAUGACUGGCAUUCAUUUCCUUUCAUUAUAUUUACAGAAUUAUACUUGAUUAUACUGCGAAGAGUAAUUUCUUGUUAACAGUAUGUUUUUAUGAUUCAUGACACUGUUUAAGUUUAGAUUGUAAUACUGUUCUAAUAAUUUAAAUUUAAUUCAACUACCUACUUAUUAUUACACUGUUGAUGUACACUUAAGUUAACAUGGUUGUAAAAAUAGAGUUACAAGAGUGCCUUAGGGAUUCUCCUAAAUUUAGACUAUUGCUGGAACAUGAAGAGCAAAGUAUAGAUCAACUUGAACAAAGAUUGGAUAAAAUAUUAAAAGUUUGUGGUAGCAUGAUUGACAGUGGAAAAACGUAUGUUGGACAGCAAAGUCUUUUUGCUAAUAGCCUGUGGGACUUAAGCACCCAUUUUAAAGAUGAUCCUGAAGUUCUAUCUUCGCUAAAUAAGUUAAUCCAUAGUUUGCAAGAAAUGAAUAAGUUUCAUACAAUUUUAUUGGAUCAGGCCUCCCGAACAGUAUUGAAGAACCUUACUUCAUUUAUCAAAAAGGAUAUUAAAACAGUGAGAGACUUCAAGCAGCACUUCGAAAAAAUAUCUACCGAAUAUGAUAACGUGUUGGUACGAAAUUCUCAUACAUCUAGAAGUAAGCAGCAAGAGGUUGACGAAGUCGAGCAUAUAUUACUUGCAGUAAGAUCUUGUUUUGGGCAUCAAACUUUGGAUUAUGUUAACAGUAUUUGUGUGUUGCAAACUAAAAAAAGGCAUGAAAUUUUGAGUACCCUUCUAUCAUAUAUGCAUGCCUGUACUACUUAUUAUCAUCAGGGGUCGGAUUUAUGUGACGAUCUUCAACCUUUUUUUAAAUCAUUAGCUGAUGAUAACAGAUUUAUAUUUAUGGUAGUUAUAAAAUAUGAAGUCGUCAGGAAAAGGUCAGGGGAGGAACAAGAAACAGUUAUGGAAGACGAUCUAAGAAUUUGUACUGUUAAACCUGUUAUUGAUGGAGAAAGAAGAUUUUGUUUUGAAAUUGUUUCUCCUUCUAAAAGCCAUAUUUUGCAAGCGGACUCUAAAGAAAUGUACGACGCAUGGAUUGAAGCUCUUCAGAAAGGAAUCGGGGCCGCUAUACAACGAAUUCGAAGUAGCGAAAUAGAAAGCCACAAAAAACGCGAGAAUCGUAACAGUAGUUUUUAUGGAUCUGAUAAUGACACUUCAGCAAAUAAUAACAAUAAUAAAAUUAAGAAAAUUCGAAUGUGGGAGCAAUUAUUAAAAAUUCCUGGAAAUAACUUUUGCUGUGAUUGCGGUUGCCCUAAUCCUAGUUGGGCUAGUAUUAAUUUAGGAAUAACUUUGUGUAUUGAAUGUUCAGGGGUUCAUCGUAGUUUAGGAGUUCAUUAUAGUAAAGUUAGGUCACUGACCCUAGACGAUUGGGAACCAGAAAUUAUAAAAGUUAUGGCUGAAUUAGGUAAUAAUAUUUCGAAGCAAAUUUAUGAAGCCAGCGUACCUGAAGGAGUUGUUAAAGCUUCUAGAGAUUGUCCCGGUACUAUAAGGGAAGAAUGGAUAAGAACAAAGUAUGUAGAGAAAAAGUACGUUAAACGAUUUCCACGAUUUAGUGCUGAUCAAAGUUCUCCUAAUUCCUCAGAUGGUUUGAUGGAAGUUCGAAAAUGGAGUGUUAGGAAAAUUCGGCGAAGACCUAGAAGCGUAAAUUCCAGGGAGAAGAAAGGAAAGAUUGUUGAAAAACAACAGAUAGCUAACGAGUCGGGUGAACCUGUAGACUCUGCAACGAACGUAAAUACCAAUGACGACCAAGGUAAAAUUCGUGAUAAUACUGCUGUUCAUAAGAGUUUAGCAGAAACCCAAAAUGACCUUUUAUUAUUCGGAAGUGGUCUGGAAAAGCAACGCAUAAGUAAUAUCGAUUUAAGCAGUGACCAAGAAAGCACAGAAGGAGAAGAAAAUGAGAUAGUUGAUGAAGAAGACAUUUCAAAGUUACAUCCAAAUCUCUUAUUGUAUAAAGCUUCAGCAGCACAUAAUAUUCCCAUUAUGUGCGAGGCACUUGCUUUGGGGGCUGACAAAAACUGGCCAAAUCCUGAUGAUAAAGGUAGACAUCCGCUUCAUGCUGCUGUAUUGAGUGGUUCUGUAAUGCCUUGUUCCUACCUUUUACUAAACGGUGCAAAAAUAAAUGCGCAAGAUCAAAAUGGCAAAACGCCGUUGCUUUUAGCAACACAGGAAGGACACACCGCUCAAGUAUGUAUAUUUUUAAAGUAUAAAGCGGAUCAGCACAUUGAAGAUGAAGAAGGAAAAGUGCCGCUCUCUAUAGCCGAACAAAAAGAGCACGCUGAUAUUGUUACUUUGUUAAGACUUGGCCGUCUAAAUGAAGAAAUGAAAGAUUCCGAGUCAGGAGUAUCCGGAGAUGAUAUGUUUAAUUAUGUAGUUAGAGAUUUUUCACAAUUAGCUUAUUCAAAUCCUGAAAAACUUCAUAGAACAAAAAACGAUGCUGAAUAAGAAUUAUGAUGCUUGUUUGGAAAAAAACACAGCAGUUAUUAAAGUGAGAUAAAAUCGUCAAUUUGUAAGAUAUAAGGGGAAGGAAUAGUCCGAAUAUUGGAAUUUUUCGAAACAAAUAAUCAAGAUUCAUUUUAUUUGUUUUAAAAUUUGAGAUAAUAUAGAUACAGGAAAGCCUGACAUAACCACAUUUGAUAUCUAAGAAGCAGAAUUAGAAAAACUUUAUUAUAAAACUAUAAAAAAUUACAGAUUGUACAUUGCAUUUACCUUACUUUUUACAGGGUGUUUCAAAAAACAAGUGCCAUCUCUCGUGGGGAGGUUCCUCACGUUAAAAUAAGAUUUAUUUUUUAUAUCAACAUAGGUCCGAUUCUACUUU
This is a messenger RNA of Sitophilus oryzae (rice weevil), 3048 nucleotides long. RefSeq names its product arf-GAP with coiled-coil, ANK repeat and PH domain-containing protein 2 (gene CenB1A). Bases 393 to 2675 code for a protein of 760 amino acids. The transcript has 15 exons. The record is from RefSeq and is a predicted model, not a curated record. NCBI's taxonomy places the organism in Eukaryota, Metazoa, Arthropoda, Insecta, Coleoptera, Curculionidae. Gene Ontology annotation, molecular function: GTPase activator activity; protein binding. Gene Ontology annotation, cellular component: cytoplasm.